CUUUUCAAUGUGUUCAACACAGGAUCCGUGAGUUUGGAGUGCUUGGGGAACAGUUUGCUUAUAACACUGAGUGCAGAAUACUUUGAGGACAAAUACUUAUCUUUUUUUGUUGUUGAUCAGUCUGGCACAGCCUGGGAGCUCGAUGAGGCCAUGGCAUCACAGUGUGGCUAUAGAGUAACCUACCGCAACUGGGGUAACAUCAAGUUUCGUGCUUCUGCACUAAGCUGCCAUUCUCGCUUAGAGAAAGAUGUGUUCAUAGUAACUAUACAAAUCAAAACAUCUCAUCAUCCUGAUAUGAGAAAUGCUACAACUCAUUUGAAAAGUGCAAGUUGUUAUUAUGGUCCAUGGAGUCAGAGAGAGUUAGUAUGUGAAAGUAACUACAUGGAGGUUUCUGUUAGGAGGGAGGUUCCACAGACUGUAAAAGACUUUAUUCAAGGUGAACCAGAGGACUGGAAUCUUGCUUUUCCAGAGGCAAAAGCAGGAGAAGUCUCAAUAUGGCAAAUAGUGUUUCACCAGCCAGAAGAAAAAAAGGCUCUGCUUGUGAGUGAUGCCUGGAGUGCAGGUUAUGGACUCAACACCACAGACACCAGGGUUCUGCUGCGAGUACCAUACACAGCUGAGCAAACUCAGCUGGUUGAGGAUCAGGGAAUUACCUUUUCUGCAGUGAGAUCAAGUAUAUUUUACAAACAGGGAUGGAUGAUCCUCAUGGUAGACACUACUGUGUCAUGUCCUGUAGAUGGUGUGGACUACACUAACAAAACAAUCACUUGGACUGUUCCAAAAUAUACUCACCUGCUUUCUGCUGGAGCAACUAGCUUUAAGGAUGUGCUUGUUGAAGCUGGUGUGGAUCUACAUAAACUCUCUGCUGAAGAAAUGGCUUCCAGGAAAUAUGUGUUUUCCAAUGACUUAAAUGAAAUUACGAUGAAGAUACCAAUAGGUGCAGAAGGUGGCUAUUACAAGACUUCUGUGAGCAAUGGACAGCAUGGGGCAAAAUACACCAUCAACCUGUUCUUGGAACAUCAGUGGCAAGAUAACAGAUGGGGAAUAACUAAACAUACUAUCAUCAAGGAAAUAGAAACACCAUUUGAAAAAGUAGAAAUUGAUAUAACCAACAACUCAAAUGUGAGCAUGAGGCUAAUGAAUGUGACAGUGGGAACGUUCCUCCCUGAUGUAGAAGUUGUGAAUGUGACCAUAGAGGGGACAACUGUUUCUGUACUUGAAGCUGUUCAGCAUGGGUAUCUAACAAACGAGGUCACAUAUCCUAAUGGAAGCAAAGCCUACGUAAUACAAGUCUCACUUGAUGCUCGAAGCAUUAAGAAGGAGUACAUGAGACCGGACAUGAGAGGAUACACCCUGAAUGUCACCCUAACAUUCAUAACCCAUCCAACAAGAGAGACUUUCACUGUCCCAGUCAUAACAGUGUCAGCUGUUAAAGAUGCAGUACUGCCCAGUGCAACAGGAUUUUGUGAUGGAAAGAAUCUUCAUCUCAUUAUCACUCAUGGGAAUGUGGACCAGAACUGGCUACCCUUCAUCUCAGACUGGCAUCUGACCUCAGAGGCUGCACAGAAGUACAACUACAGCCUGAGGGACAAUGGCACCCACUUGGCAAUCUCUGUCCCUUUCCUUUCUUCCCAUGUAAAUUAUGAGGAUUUUAAUAUCUCUGGAAUAAAGGCUUCACUCCACUUAACCUUGAAGGAUGGCAUCAACUUGGCUAAUAGGAGGGACUUCUCCAUUUCCUGCGUAUUUUCACCUUCAGAGCUAAUACAGUGCCUGCCCAGUGGCACUGUGGUUAUUACUGCAGUAAAAUUGGUGGGAGUUGCAGACCUGGACACUAGCCUGCUUGUCUUGAGGGACAGACGGUGCAAACCUAGUCUAGUGACAGAGAAGACUGCAACCUUCAAGUUCAAUGUGAACACUUGUGGAACAAGUAGAAAGUUCAAUAGCACAACUAUAACAUAUGAAAAUGAUGUACUCUAUUUCAGACCUGGCAAUGAUACACCAAUAUACCAACUGAAAUUUGUAUGCUGGUAUGCAAUCAAGCAGACUGUUGAUAUCCAAUAUGAAUCAAAGAAGAAUCCACCACCAAGUAUUAAGCCAGGAUUUGGCUCUCUUAAUCUUUCACUGAAACUUUUCAAAGAGAAAUCCUUUUCAGAGCCCUACCAGGAAUCGGAAUACCCUGUGGUAAAAUACCUCAGGGAGGCACUGUAUUUUGAAGUUGAACUGCUUCAGCCUAAAGAUGAGAGACUAGAACUACACCUGGAUGACUGCUGGGCUACCAACUCCCAAAGUCAAGAUAAACUUCCACAAUGGCCUCUCCUUAUAAAUGGGUGUGAAAAUAGUGAAGAUUCCUACAGAACUGUCUUCCACGAAGUUAAUUGUAGCCUCAGAGUAAAAUUUCCUCAGCACCUAAAGAGAUUUGAAAUGAGAAUGUUCACCUUUGUACAAGGCACAACUCUGUUACAGGAGCAGCUGUACUUCCAUUGCAGUGUGGUGAUCUGCAGCACAACCCAACAGCCUUCAGGCCUUCCUUGUCCAAGGAGAUGCAAUCCUGGGAAACACAGACUGGGUAAGAAACUGGGCACUUCUCAGGUUACUCCUGAAUCUUUGCUCAGCAAUGUGGCAGAUGCUUUCCACAAGCUGUGUAAGACGACAGACUCCUGGUCCUAG
Molecule: messenger RNA, 2667 nt
Organism: Apaloderma vittatum (bar-tailed trogon)
Lineage: Eukaryota; Metazoa; Chordata; Aves; Trogoniformes; Trogonidae
Exons: 18
Source: RefSeq, a predicted model, not a curated record